Molecule: messenger RNA, 3136 nt
Organism: Megalobrama amblycephala (Wuchang bream)
Lineage: Eukaryota; Metazoa; Chordata; Actinopteri; Cypriniformes; Xenocyprididae
Gene: il17rc
Product: interleukin 17 receptor C
Exons: 17
Coding region: 372-2408 (678 amino acids)
Molecular function (GO): interleukin-17 receptor activity
Source: RefSeq, a predicted model, not a curated record
AGCUGGGAGGGGUGAGUGUCUCAUGUACACUCAGAGUACACUCACACAUUCUCAUUUAAUCAAUGUGUGUCAAUGGAAGCAAAGUCAUAUGAUGAGGCGUUACACUCAAAACACCUUAUUCUAAUUAGGACCUCUGGGCAAUACCCGGAACAGCAUGCUGCGUAACUGCGCGCUCUCGCGCUCCCUGCUCGGCGUGACUCGACUACUGGACGGAUGAUUCGGACUGUGAACCGAACCGAACCGAUCAGAACUAUGGUCCUCUUGGAUCCCUAAAGCCUCAUAGAGACGACAUAGCGAAAGAUUGAUUCUAUGGGAUUUUGUUCUUAACCAGUUUCUGUUGAUCGUCUGUUGGAGAGCGAAACUGUUGCGCAAUGGAGUUGACAUGGUGGAGAUUUCAACUGCUCCUAUUGGCCAGCGCCUGUGUGUGUUCACUGGAGCGAGUCGAACACCAUCCAGAGAACAACGUCAUCUGUCCUCAGUCUCUUUCAAACUGCAGUUUGAGACAUAUAGAGCCUCUCGGAGCACAUGAUGUGGACUGUGGUCGUACGUAUGUGUGUCGUCUGGAAGUGACGCCGAAAUUGUGCUGUCACGGGAAGGACUGUAAACCGUGCUUGUGGAGCAACAUACUUUUGAGUAUUAUUCCAGAUCCAGUGGAAGAGGAGGACAGCGAUAUAGAGGGAUCAGAAUAUGAAGAUGAGAACAGUGGAGAACGGGAUUUAAGGUGUGUUUCAAUGGCAAACAACACAUCAGAAGAUCAAAAAAAGGAACACUUUCUCUGUGAAGAGCUACAGCAAGUUGUUACUACGAUAUGCUACACAUCAGAUGUAAGGCAGCAAAAGCGCUGCAGGAGAUUAGACUUCACGAUGACUUCUGCUGCAAGCCACGAACCUCUCAAUCUGAUUCUGGUGGAGUAUGAAGAUGUUGACUUUGGCAGAAAAAUGGCGAUCACAGUUAGAUCGCCCUCUCAGUUAUCUGAAGUUGACAUCCCUACAUUAAAACAAGUGUGUUCUUUACCACACCUUAAAGACAUAAAGCAGUGUAAAGGUCCGAGAAUCUCCAUUAAGAGACAGGAGGGUGUGGUUAAGAUUCUGGUAGCCAAUGAGGAUAAAGGAUCUUCUGAACCCCCGUCUCUGUGUAUGAAACGUGGAAGAGAAGGAAGAUGCUGGGCAUUGGCAAAUAACAGCAUUCCACUGGAGUCAAUCACGGACUGCAUGUGUUUCCAGGCUUGGACAGAAGAUUCACCUCGUUCAGAGUACUGUCCCUUUGAAAACAAUAAAACAGAAUUUAAUGCCAAUGUCCGGAGAAACAUGUCGGUGUCUGUGGCCUACAUCAAGACAAAUAAUGGUCAGCCGGCGAUGAGCUGGAAUUUAACGGUACCCUGCAGGAUAAGUGCUGAACUGUGGCCAUGUCAGCUUGAGGCAGAUGGACAAUGCAGAGAAAUUAAAGGAUUCAAACAGCACCGGAAUGACUGGGAAGAAAACAGCACAAAACUAUGGGCAUCCGGGAAAUUUGAGGAUAUCACGUCUCAGGAUCACCAGCAGCUCUGUGUGAAGCUUAAAGUGGAUGGAAAGAUUGUGCUGUACUGUCAACAUCCCUUGGAACGACAGCACUGGAGCCGCCUUGUUCUUCUACCGGUCAUCCUUAUUUGUCUGACUAUUUUUGGAGUACUUCUUCUGGUGAACAAACUGAAAUGGUCUCGUAGCAAAUGGGACAGAUGUCAUUCUCAAGAUAUGAAGGGACAGGUGUUGUUGCUCCAUUCCUCAGCCACCGACCCACAGUUGGUGUGUAAGCUGGGCCUGUUGCUUUCUGAGCUGGGUUACAGAGUAUUUCUCGACCUGUGGAACCAAACAGAACUCGGUUCUCUCGGCCCGGCAGCGUGGCUCCACUCCAAGCUCGAUCACAUCCAGAAACACGGAGGCAAAGCCCUUCUUUUGCUUUCUCCAUCAACACUACAGAGAGCCGAGUGCUUCUGGAACAUUGCAGUGGAAAGACAAGGCAAUCCUGCCACAUACUGCUCAGAUACGCUGGCUUCGGCCCUGACCUGCAUUUUCGCUGACCGCCAGAAGGGCGGCGCUGCUCAGCGGUUCAUCCUUGUGCAGUUAGACUGUCAUGAAGUUCUCAUUAAAGAGGAGCUGCCAGUGCUGCUCAGGGGCCUGCCGCUCUAUAAACUGCCCUCGCAGUCUCAGGGAUUACUUAUGGAGCUGUGUUCGGAGAACCCAAAUAACGUGUGCGGGAAGUUGAAGAAGAUGUGGUGGAUAAAAAGGGCACGGAGGAAGCUGGCCAAAGAAGUGCAGAACAUUUCUAUUUCGAGGGUUAGGACUGAAACUAUGCUCACUCAAAGUGAUUCACUCAGCCUAGACACGGAAGACACAGAGGAAAGAGUUUUUCUUGAAAAUGAACAGUGCUGACAUGUUAUUUACUCUCUCAUCACAGCAGAACAUUGUUUAAAAUACACAAUCUGUUACUAUGGACUGACAAGUAACAGAUGGUACCAUGGUAAUACCAUGUCAAUUAAAACAUGCAUUGUCAUGUUUUUCUGUGUAUAUAUGGAAAUACUAAAAAUUUUUAGACCUGUGCCAUAGGAGUACAGUCACAUCGUGAAGUACCUUGGAGUACUAUGUAAAUAUGAUAUGGCAUAGAUAUUAUAUUUGGAAUACCUGGUUAUAACCUCAGGGGAUGCUAAAGAAGGAAGUCUGCAUGUCCAAGUACAAAUGAGGAAAUUUCAAAGUACAGAGACUACAGGAAGUAAAUGAAGACAUUGAAUACGUUGCAAACUCCAAGAGAUCACUGCUACAUAUUCAUACUGUACAUAUAGAAAUAUAUAUGUAUAUACAGUACUCGGAUCAUUCCAAAUAUGAAAAUAUAUUACUUCUAAUUUAUCCUUUUUAUCUCAGCUCUAACUUGGUGUUUGUAAAUAGGCCUAAUUCACUGACUUUCGGCUAAUAUAUAUAGGCUACAUAAAUUUCAUAUGUAAACAAGGCCUAUUUUUUUUAAUUGAACGUUUGUAAUGUAAUGUAUUUGAAAUGCUCUGGUUGUACUCAAAUAUGCAUUUUUUUUUUUUUUUUUUUACACUUUUAGUGUUCUGUCAUGGGCUGACAUGAGUGGAACAGAAUAAAUUAAAAACUAAAUAGUCUUA